CUCGCGCCCGCCGCUUAGCACUCGGGCGCCGCUCGCUUCUCCCGGCAUCGCGGAAAUAUCGCCGCAGACGGACACAAUGGCGGCGACUGCCGCCACCACAGCCGCCACCGCCGGCACGGCCGUCCGCAGCAGCAGCAGCAGCAGCAGCAGCAGCGCCGGCACCGACGCCGCGGGCACCAGCAGAUUGCAGCAACCGCCGCCGCAGCAGCAGCCCCAGCCCGCGGCCCCAGCGCCGGCCCAGCCGCCGCCGCCCGAGCCCCCCAGGAAGCCGCGCAUGGACCCGCGGCGCCGCCAGGCUGCCCUCUCCUUCCUCACCAACAUCUCGCUGGACGGCCGGCCGCCGCUGCAGGAUGAGGAGUGGGCUGGCGGCGAGGAGAGCGGUGCGGCCAAGUCGGGCGCCGGCAGCGCCUGCGGCGCGAGGACUCGACUCAGCCUGCUAGCCGCCGCCGAGCGGGGCGGCUGCAGCGCGCUCGCCGCGGCGGGCACGGCGGCGGCGUUGGCAGCUGGAUCUGGCUCCUGCUUCCCGCCGCCCUCGCCGCUACCACUCCUGGCCUCCGGCGGCCAUGCGGCCGUGCUCGGCCCCGGGGCGGCCCGAGGGUUCGCUGGCCCCUUGGGCGCGGGCCGGGCGUCGGGGGAGCAGUUGCAGACGCCCCGGCUCGCGCCUCUAGCCGCCUGCGCUCAGCUGCAGCUGCCCGACGGGCCUGGGGGCGCCGGGCAGGAGGAGUUGGAGGAGGACGAUGCCUUUACCAGCGUACAGGUGCCGGCGGCUGCCUUCUUGGGCUCUGGGACCCCCGGGAGUGGGAGCGGCAGUCGAGGCCGCCUCAACUCGUUCACUCAGGGAAUCCUGCCCAUCGCCUUCUCCAGGCAGACCUCGCAGAACUACUGCUCCCUGGAGCAAGCGGGCCAGGGGGGCAGCACCAGCGCCUUCGAGCAGCUGCAGAGGUCCCGACGUCGCCUCAUCUCCCAGAGAUCGUCCUUGGAGACCCUAGAAGAUAUUGAGGAGAACGCCCCUCUACGGAGAUGUCGAACACUCUCAGGUUCGCCCAGACCAAAGAACUUUAAGAAGAUUCAUUUUAUCAAGAACAUGCGGCAACAUGAUACGAGGAAUGGCAGAAUAGUCCUUAUCAGUGGCAGAAGAUCCUUCUGUAGUAUAUUUUCAGUGCUGCCAUAUCGCGACAACGCCCAAGUUGGGGAUUUGAAGUUGGACGGAGGGAGACAAUCAGCAGGAGCCGUGAGCUUGAAGGAGAUCAUCGGCCUUGAAGGCGUGGAGCUGGGAGCCGACGGGAAGACUGUUUCUUAUACCCAGUUUCUGCUACCCACGAAUGCCUUUGGAGCGCGGAGAAACACCUUAGACUCCACGGCCUCCUGCCCCCAGCUCCGUGCCCUGAGCCACCGCAGCCUCUCCGUAGGGCGGGCAGGCAGCACCCAGGGCGGCCUCGACACAGGCAGCGACCUGGGAGACUUUAUGGACUAUGACCCAAAUCUCCUGGAUGACCCCCAGUGGCCUUGCGGCAAGCACAAACGAGUUCUGAUCUUCCCUUCGUACAUGACCACUGUCAUCGACUAUGUGAAGCCCUCAGAUCUCAAGAAGGACAUGAAUGAGACCUUCAAGGAGAAGUUCCCUCACAUUAAGUUAACACUCAGCAAAAUAAGGAGCCUAAAGCGAGAGAUGCGGAAGCUCGCCCAGGAGGACUGUGGCUUCGAGGAGCCCACGGUGGCCAUGGCCUUUGUCUACUUUGAGAAGCUCGCCCUCAAGGGAAAGCUCAACAAACAGAACCGGAAGCUUUGUGCCGGGGCAUGUGUGCUCUUAGCAGCCAAAAUUGGAAGCGACCUCAAGAAACACGAAGUCAAGCAUUUAAUUGACAAACUGGAAGAGAAGUUCCGGCUGAACAGACGAGAACUGAUUGCCUUUGAAUUCCCGGUGUUGGUGGCCUUGGAAUUUGCCCUUCAUCUGCCAGAGCACGAAGUCAUGCCCCAUUACAGACGCCUGGUCCAGAGUUCCUAGCACAGGCCUCCGAGGAGGGCCAGGGGCCACUUCCUCUGGGCGCGGGCGAGCAGCACUUACUGCUGGAAAGGCAAAAAUAGAACUCGGCUGACCAAACGUUUUUCCUCUCGACAUGUUUUUGUGUAGACGCAGUACCGGGAGCUUUUCAGGGAGUCUUGUGUCUGGCCAGCAGAGAUGAGCCAUGAACUGUUAACUGCUCAGCAAGGAACGGGAGCCCCGUGCAGAAGACCACUCUCCCAGCUCUCCGCGAGCAAGACUUCCUCGCUGUCCCCACCCCGGGCUUCCUCGCGGCCACACGCAGGCCUUGCAGGCUUGUCCCCGGGUCUUCUCUCCAGAUCCAUUCCAACCCAGAGCGUGAAGCCCUAGAGCAGAGGAGGGGAAGGGAAUUUGCAGAAGUUGGAGGAGAGCUUCUGGAAGAUACGCUCCCUAUGUCAAAAGAGCGUGCCAAUUUAUUUUUGUAUCCGCUGUUGGAAGUGCACUUUCCCCUGGGGCGUGUGGAUGAGCGAGUGUGCGAGUGUGUGUGUCUGAGAGAGGCCACGUCAGCCUGCCACCCCCAAGGCCAGCCCCACCCUCUACAGAGAGACCUCAGCCUGGGGUGUGGGGCCAGGCUGACCUUCGGCAAUUAUUUCUAGACAAUCUCUGGAUAAGCACCACUCUCUGCAUAACCUCCUCUGCCCUUAGCAAAUGCCAUUGUUUCUGUUACUGCUCCUACUGCCACCAACGGGGCAGAGACCAGCUCUCACGGGCGGACGCAGCAGGGAACUCUGUCCCUUUCCGCUGUCACGCCCUGUGCGUCCAGCGCACCUGCGCACUUUCCCCACUGUGGAGACACUGGCUGGGCUCGUGGUGUGUAUUCCUGUGCUCUAUGUUAGAGCGCACCAUAGGCACAUUUAUUGUGCUGGAGAUAUACAUAUAUAUAUAUAUAUAUAAAGUGUUUUAUAAAAAUCCAGAAUAGGGGUAAGACGCAUGAUUGGUGUUUUGAGGCUUUUGACAGCUGGGACAAACUGUGUCUUGAGCCGAGGUUGAAAGGCAGUGACUCACCAUCGCCACGUCCUCAGGGCUGUUAGUGCAGAGUUCUCAUUGUAACUUGUACCGACUCGCUGGGACCACCCGUAGGGAGGCACCUCACCGCGCUGCCACCUCGUAGCUGCAAGACAGUGGUGCCCGCUGGGGUUCACCUGAUUGAAGGAAGCCUGUGGCCCCUGUAAAAAGAGAAUUAAAAGAUUUUAUUGUUUCUGUG
This is a messenger RNA of Camelus dromedarius (Arabian camel), 3245 nucleotides long. RefSeq names its product Cdk5 and Abl enzyme substrate 1 (gene CABLES1). Gene Ontology annotation, biological process: regulation of cell cycle; nervous system development. Lineage: Eukaryota; Metazoa; Chordata; Mammalia; Artiodactyla; Camelidae. The record is from RefSeq and is a predicted model, not a curated record. The transcript has 10 exons. Bases 77 to 2005 code for a protein of 642 amino acids. Gene Ontology annotation, cellular component: cytosol.